Molecule: messenger RNA, 1581 nt
Organism: Rotaria socialis
Lineage: Eukaryota; Metazoa; Rotifera; Eurotatoria; Philodinida; Philodinidae
Source: the annotation of a GenBank genome assembly
AUGGCUAUAGAAAAUACAAAAUCUUCUGUUGAAUCUCGAAAUCACCCGCGUUUAGUACCAUCAAAACGUUUUACAUUGGCAUUACUUGUAUUUUUUGCAUUUAUUGUUCAAUAUUCUCAACGAGUAAACCUACCCAUAGCUAUUGUAUGUAUGACUGAAACUCCGGCAUGUGGACAUAAUCACUCUUCAACUCCUUUAAAAACAGGAUUAAAAAAUGAAACGUUGAACUUUAUUUUAAACUCAUCGAUGACAGGAAAGCAAAGUUGCACUUCUGAAAAGAAAGGAGGAUUGUUCGAUGAAAAAAGAUUUCAUUGGACCGAAUUAAACCAGCAACUUCUUCUAGGUGCAUAUUGGGCUGGUUAUAUUUUCACACAAGUACCAGGUGGCUGGCUAGCAACCAGUGUAGGUGCAAAAUGGGUUUAUGCAGGCUCUCUUGGAACCAGUUCAUUAGCUACUCUAGCUAUGACAAUAAUGCAUAAAAUGUCAAGUACACAUGUUACCAUUGCAUUUAUGCUUCGAUUUAUAACGGGCCUUGCACAUGGUGUACUUUUCCCAGCAACCAUCGCUCUUUGGUCACUGUGGGCUGUUCCACACGAACGAAGUACGCUUGCAUCGAUCGGAUUUUGUGGUACACAUCUUGGAACAUCCAUAACAAUGCUUUUUGGGGGCUUGUCCUGUCGUUAUCUAUCUGCAGGAUGGAUGUAUGUAUUUAUUGCCUCGAGUAUUCUUGGUUUUAUAUGGCUUGCAUUAUGGAUUCGAUUAACAGCAGAUUCACCAAAUAGUCAUCAGUCAAUUAGCGACCAUGAACGUGAUUAUAUAGGUAGUUUUACAGGUCAUACCGGAACGAAACGUACCAUGUCAUUAGCAUCAAUACCAUGGAAAAAUAUUAUAAAUUCAAAACCAUUAAAUGCUUUAAUGAUAACACAUAUAGCAAAUUUGUUCGGUUUAUUUUUCUUUUUAACAAGCCUUGGUAAACUUUUAACGCAACUUUUACACAUUAAAGCAGAAAAUACUGGUUAUAUUUUAUCGUUUGGAUUUUUUCUAACGUUAUUAAGUAGUUUAUUGUCAGGUAUUGCCUGUGAUCGUUUCGUUCGAUCGAAAAAAGUAACAUUAACUAAUGCAAGAAAAAUAUCUAAUGGUUUAACAUCAUUCAUACCCGUUAUCUGUAUGAUGCUGCUUUACUUUUGUGAUGAACGUCGAUAUGAAUUAGGUGUUUUUACUAUUCUCAUUUUUCUUGCUAGUUCUGGUCUCGGUUAUGGUAGUGGUUAUGUAGUAAAUUUCGCUGAUAUUGUUCCAGCUUAUUCCGGUGUUAUAUUUGGUAUUGCUAAUACAUUAGCAUCACUAGCUGGAUUAAUUGGAAAUUUAGUGGCCGGAGCAGUUAUUAAGAAGCCAGUUUUAGAACAAUGGCGAAAAUUAUAUGUCAUGUUUGGUAUUGUUUAUUUAAUUGGUGGUGUUGUCUAUAUUGUAUAUGGUUCGGCUGUACCAAGAAAAUGGGCUAAAUUUCAGGCUGUGAACAAUGAUGCUAAACUUGAAGAGAAUACAAAAGUUGAAGAGGCGCCACCGACGACCGAAAAAACUUAA